Molecule: messenger RNA, 6164 nt
Organism: Naegleria gruberi
Lineage: Eukaryota; Heterolobosea; Eutetramitea; Acrasida; Naegleriidae
Exons: 1
Coding region: 1-6126 (2041 amino acids)
Biological process (GO): proteasome assembly
Cellular component (GO): nucleus; cytoplasm
Molecular function (GO): molecular adaptor activity
Source: RefSeq, a predicted model, not a curated record
AUGUCUAAACAACCUCAAGCCAAACAAGUCCUUGCCAUUGUAGAAAAGAUCGGAACAAAGAUCGCCAUUGCUAAUGGAGGCAAGAGUUUGGAAAAUCUUUUGGAUAAUCAUCUCGUUCAAUUGUUGACCCUGUUGGGUUUUCCAGAGGCUUCUGUGAGGAAUAAAGUUAUUGAAGUUUUGAGUAAUACUGUAAAUAAGAGAGUCAAACUUGAAUCAACAACAAUUAAAUUGCCAUUUGGUAAGAUUUUGGAAUUGUUUCAAAAGGAAAUAUCAAAUUCUUUUAUUAAGAAUUUUGCUGUAAUAUAUCUGGAUAUGGGAUUCCCUCAAUUGUCACCAAGUGAAAUGACUGAAUAUUUACCAACAUUCUUCCAAGUACUUCCAUUAUUGAAUUCCAAUCCAAGCGACAAUACAUCAGUCUCUAACAAACAGCAUCAAGCAAUGUUUCUAAGAUUUAUUGUGGAAGCUGUUUGCAAUCUAACCUAUCCAGAAAAGGAGGAGGAUGCAUUGGAAAAGUUUCAGGAAAUUAGAAAUUGUGGAACAUCUACAUUGGACAUUUUUAUUGACUUUGCCAUAGAUUUCAUGCUAUAUAAACCAUCCCAGAAAUCCGUCGGAAGUAUGCAAACAAUCUAUCCUAAUGGCUUGAAUGUUAUCAAAAUUAAGAGAAUUUUGGGAAGUAGGGAAACUAUCGAAGCUCAAGAACUUCAAAAACGAAAGAUGAACCUUUUGGAAUUCUUUACAAAGAGUGCAUGCUUUUCAGAGAAUCAACAAUUUCUCGUUCUAGUGAUUGGUAUGUCUCAACAAGAGUCAACUGAUCAAUUGGGAUCAAGAUGUGAAGUUCUCAUCAAGAAGCUUUCCCCAGACUAUGAGGAACCAACCUUCAUUCAAAAGCUCUUCUCCAUAUAUUUGGGAGAUUCUUCGAAUGGUAUUUCUCAAGCAUCUCUUCCUCUCAAGUAUAAGAUUUUAUCUUAUUUAUGCAAGUCUACACUGGCAGCCAAUCACUUCCCUCAAACUCACCUCGUACUAAUGGAUUCUCUUUUCAGUGAAUAUGCUGGAAUGAAACUGAGAGGAUUUGGUAUGCAAUUUUUCAUGUGGGUCAUUCAAGAAGGAACAGCCAUUGAACAAGAAUACGGCUCAGAAGUAUUCAGAUCCAUUUUAUCAAACAUUUCACGAUUGUCUUCAUCAACCAAUUCUUCGACAUUCUCCAUGAAUGAAAUUGCCAUGUUGAAAGAGAAUAUGUAUACAGCUCUAGGUAGUUUUGCAAGAAAAUUCCCUCACUUUGUUAUGGACAGAUUUGAUUUAGUGGAGAGAUAUUUUGAUGCUAUUGCAUUCGAAGAUACAAGAAUUCGUGUUGCCAUCUUGCAAGGUCUCUCCAAUUUAAUUUAUGCUUUCAAAGUUAAUUUUAUGAAUAAUUCUGAAGAGGAAACUAGAGCUGUUCGUGUUAGAUUUGAAAACUUAUUCUAUAGUUGGGUUGUUGAGAGAAAUACAGGCUUAAGUGAUCUUUUGACUGGAAAAUCUACUCAUCAAAAUAUGCAACUCUCUGCUAAAUCAGCUGUAAACUCAGCUGUUUUGAGAUGUGCCAACAGUUUAUUCCCAUUUGAUAAUGUAGUUUCUAGGUUUUUAUGUUUAUUCUGCACAGCUGGAGGAUUUGGAUCUGGUGAUAAUGUCUCCUUGAGCCACCAAAUCAGAGAGGAAUGUUUAAAAGGAACAGAUUUGGAUAAAUUCACAAAGGCAAGACAAUUGGAUCACUGGGUUAUUAACAAGAAGGGUUCAGAUAGCAGUGAAAGCUCAGAAGAAAAUGUGAACAAGCUUCCAAUGUUUCUUACUGUCAAGUUUAGUUUCCCAACUUUUAAAUCAGUUGUUGGAUAUAUUUUUGAUUUCAUGACCAAGUUUGAUCCAGCCAUAACCAAGUCCAACACUAUGCCUGCCCUGAACAAGAUUGUUGCUCCUUCUGCACACUCAGCAAUGAUCAAGUUUUGCUUUGACUGUCUAGCAGAAGAAUGUAAAUUACAAAAUGUUUCCAUGUUGGAAAGAAUUGAGAAAAUGUCACAAGAAAUGCUUGAUGACAAUGUCAAGGAUGACUUUGAAAAAUUCUUAUACGUUAUUGAAAAAUCAUUCGAUGAUAAGGUAUUGCUCUACUCUGGAACAACCUCCAAUGCUACAGAAUUAUUGUUAGAAGCUUCUGAAACUUUGCUUAGACUCCUUCUUUCAUUGAAAGACAAACCAGAUUAUGUCAAGUAUAUUUCUAGAAGAUUUAGCUUCUUGCUCGAUGAAAAGGGUCCAUUCCUUUUUGAUUUAAUGCUGGGAAGUUAUAAUGAUAUUGCCAGAGAGAAAUUCUCUAAAUUUAUUGCCCUUCUCUUUAUCUUUAUUCGUCAAGAUCCAGAAAAGUCAUCCCAAUGUGAAAAACUUAUAGGAAUUUGGAAAGAUUACAUUGAAAAGCAAUUCGGCAACGCUAACACGAUGUCUGAUCAUAAGGGUGAAGUAUGCGCUCUUGGAAGCAUCUUGACUUUGGGUAGUAUUAUCAGUCUUAAUUAUGCUUCUCAAUCCUCAUCAUCAACAGAGCCAUACUUGUUGGAUGCAUUCAAACUUAUUUUAAGUAUUUUGAGUAAGAUUCCAUUGACAAACUUGAGAGAACCUCUUCACCAAGCUUGUUAUUUGGCUGUUGGUGAAAUGGGAUAUAGUGGAGUUUUGCAAGACUACUUCGCAAAUUAUUUCACCCCAACCAUUGAUGAAUUACAAUUUGAGGUUAGUGCAACUCUUCCAUCGAAGGAAAUUAACUCUAUGGAUGAUUUGGUGACCUUAUUUGUAAAACUUGUUGAAAGAUAUGCAUCAUCCACUCGUCAAAAGAACUCAUCAACAACUAAUGAAAAGAUUUUAGAAAGAUUGAUUAUAACUGUAGGAAAAGUUUGUGUUGGAUCUAAUAAGAAUAAUGAUCCAAAGGUUGCUGAUCACGUUGCAGCUAUUAUCACUGUUCUCUUCCAAUUGAACAAUGUCAAAACUACAAGUAUUCCAACAACAGGCACUGGUGGCUCAUCAAAUAGCAGUGAAAUGACUGCUACUGCACCACAAGCUGCCUUCGAUGAGAAUAUUUCAUUUACUGUUGGUGAAUCGCUUGCCUUGAUUGGAGGUGGUUUGAAGCAUUGUGAACUUGCUAAGGAUGAUCCAUACUUUGUAAUCUACAAUCAAAAGAAUGCAUUUUCUUCAGAUGAAGAAGAAACUGAACAUUAUGAUGGCAACUUGAGAACAGUUCUCAGUAGAUUGGUUCGUGAGUGUGUAUUAAAUCCAAAGAAGAUUGUUCGUCAAGCUUCUAGCAUUUGGUUAUUGGCAGUGACAAAAUACAGUGGUCAAUCCAAUGCUUUAUUCAAGAAGUACAUCAAGGAAGUCCAAAGAGCUUUCUCUCUCCUUGUUACUGAAAAUAAUGAAGUUACCUCUGAAGUUGCAGGUAAGGGCCUGGGUUAUGUCUAUGAAAUGGCAGAGAAUACAGACAGAAAACAACUUGUCGACUCCUUAAUGAACUAUUUGAUCGGAAACAAAAAGCCACAAAACCUUGCUAUUAUUGAAGAGCCGGAGGAGCUCAUGCUUUUCCCAGCUGGUGAGGAGCAUCAAAAGGGUGGUAAGAAUGCACCAACAUUGUCAACCUAUAAGGAACUUGUUGAUGCAGCAACAGAUAUUGGUAGACCUGAGAUGAUUUACCAACUUUUGGCUGUAUCCAAUCACAAUGCUAUUUGGAAUGCAAAGAAAGCUUAUGCAUUCUCUAUGACCUCAAUUCUUGGAAAUCUGUCUGGUACCUCCCUCUUGGAAGAUAAGGAGUUUGAAAAGAGUUUACCUCAACUUGUUCCAAAACUUUUCAGAUUCCUCUUUGAUCCAAAUCCAACAAUCAGUGGUUCUAUGAAGGAAAUGUGGAAAUCCCUUUUCGGAAGUGAAAAUGACAAGACCAAACAAAAUAUGAUCAUUUCUAAAUAUUUGCCAAGAAUUAUGAAGGAAUUAUUGAAUGGAUUGAAUCAAGAACUUUGGAGAAUCAGAGAAGCUUGUUGUUAUGCUAUUUGUGAAUUGAUUGGUGGUAGCAGUUCAAAGACCUUUGAAGAAAUGGCGCCAUUUAUCAAAGACUCAUUCCAAAAAGUUUGGAGAGUAACAGAUGAUGUCAAAGACACUUGCAGAAAGGCAGCUCAAAGUGCCCUCACAAAACUCAGCAACUUUGUUAUCAAGGCAUGUAAUCCAACCUAUACAAGCAAGAGAGAAAAUGUUUCUCGUGCUCUUGCUAUUGCGAUUCCAUUGUUGUUGCACGAAGGUUUGAUUUUCCCAUUCAAGGAUGUUGUUCAUUCUAGUUUGGCUACUUUGAAGGAAGUAGUUCAUGUAUCAACUCACUAUAUCAGACCACAUAUUCACGAAAUUGUUUCAACAUUAUUGCAACAAAUGUCUGUUCUUGAACCAGCUCAAUUCAACUAUAUUCAAAUGAAUGCAGCAGAGUACGGUAUUUCUGUGGAGCAAUUGGAAAGUUUGAGAUUGUCUGCCAUGUCCAGAGGAGGUCCACUGUCUGAAAUCAUUAUGGAUUGUGAAAGACAUGUUGAUGAAAGUGUUCUUCAAACACUUGUUCCAAGUCUUUUGGAAGUACUCCAGGUUGGUGUUGGUCUUCAAACAAGAGCCCACUGUGCCAAGUUUAUUGCCUCUUUGGGUAAAUUCCAUGGAAGGUAUCUGAAAGACUUUGUCAAUCCUCUUGAUGUUGCCAUCAUGAGUGCAAUCAGACAAACAGAAUCAAUGGCUGAGAAGAAAGAGUUGGCUACAGCUCUUUCCCAAGUUGUUAAGAAUGGUAAAGUCUCAGAGGCAAAACGUGUCUUGGUUGAAAUCCUUAACAUGUACACACAAGAGGGUGAGGAAAAUGAGAAUGAAAAUUCUGCAGAUGAGUUGAGAAUGAUGAGUGCCUUAAUUUUGGAACAAAUCAGUAAGAAUUGUACCAUUCUCUUGAAGAGAUUCUACGACAUUGCACUCCCAAUCAUGUUCAUUGCCAGACACGACAAGAGUGAGAGAGUUAGGAAAAUGUGGGACUCUGUCUGGGAAGAAUCUACCAAUACCUCUGUUAAGAGUACUUUGGAAAUCCAUAUCAAGGUGAUUGUUGACAGAUGUAUUCAAUUGUUGGGCCACCCAACUUGGGAAUUGAAGAGACAAGGAGGUAGUGCUCUGCAAGAAGUUGCAAGUGCUUUGGGUAUUCUGCUUAAUGAAAAACCACAAGAAAGAGAACAAAUGAUUACAGCUCUCCUCAAUUCUAUCACUGGUCGUUUGUGGGAAGGAAAGAUUGUACUUCUCAAGGCUCUUGGAAGUGUUUGUGAAACAUUUGUUUCAAAGGAAAAUCAACAAGUUUCUCAAGAGAUGAAAAUUUUGGAUAUUCUUCAAAAGGAAUGUAAGAAGAAGGAUGUAGAUUAUAGAUUGGAAGCUCUCAAAGCCUAUCAUUCAGCCGUGAAGAAUGCUCACUUUGCCAAAUUUAUCACACAAGAAAUUUAUGAAACUUCUAAGAGUUUCUUCUUGGAAGAGAUGAGUAAUAUGGAAAAGGAAGAACAAGAGGAAAUUAAGGUUGAGAAUGAAAAUAAGAUUGCCAUGGUAAAUGAUGACAAGACUCACUAUCAAGAAAAGAUGAAGAGAGAUAUCAAGUCAAGCAAGAGAGAAACUUCCUGUGUUCAAAUUAUUCACAUACUUUCUUAUCUUAUUCCUGCCACUUCUCAAGUUGAACAAAGAAGAAAAGCAGUUGAUUGGAUUUUAGACGAAUUAUUGGCACCAAGACUUGUGCAAUAUCUCACACCAAAUAUUAACAAUGCACUCUUGACAGCAUUACUCCAAUUUGUAAAGUUGAGAAUUGCCCUUAAGGCAGAAGAUCCAUCAGUUCUUGAUUUGACAGAACAAAAGAGAGUCUUUGAAUUGGCAAUCUUCAACUUGGAUCCAAACAAUAGACAAAUUCAUGUGAGACCAAAUGCCUUCAAUACUCUCAAGGAUUUAAUGACUCAGCUAGCAGAUAAUAAUCUUUUAUUAGAUGAAACCAAACAAUUCAUUAGACAACAAUUGAACGAAGAUUUCUUGAAGAGAGUAUUGGAACCACUUUUGCAUGACCAAAUUCAAAACUUUGCUAAUACCAAACUUUAAACCUUACAUAAAGAUGGAACUAUUAAAACGUUCAAAAU